Messenger RNA from Arabidopsis arenosa, 744 nucleotides. The record is from the annotation of a GenBank genome assembly. NCBI's taxonomy places the organism in Eukaryota, Viridiplantae, Streptophyta, Magnoliopsida, Brassicales, Brassicaceae.
CAAAAUCAAAAGCAAUUCUUCUUUACACAGUAGCGAAAAUAAAAUUCUAAUUUUCUCGAGAAAAUGUCGGGUCGUGGAAAGGGAGGAAAAGGUUUGGGUAAAGGAGGAGCGAAGCGUCACAGGAAGGUUCUGAGAGACAACAUCCAAGGAAUCACCAAGCCUGCGAUUCGAAGGUUGGCUCGUAGAGGUGGAGUCAAGCGUAUCAGUGGUCUGAUCUAUGAAGAGACUCGUGGCGUCCUCAAGAUCUUUCUCGAGAAUGUUAUUCGUGACGCAGUUACUUACACCGAGCACGCUAGGAGGAAGACUGUGACCGCCAUGGAUGUUGUGUACGCUCUCAAGAGGCAAGGAAGGACUCUUUACGGAUUCGGCGGUUAAUCGGGGGUUUUUUUUUUGUGUGUUUGUAGAUCUGUUUCUGAAAAUUAGGUUUCAUGAACUCAAUGUGGGUAUUUUAGUAAAUGUAGCAAGAUUUGGUUUCCUUUUUUUGCUAUUUGGCUUUUGUAAUAUGUUUUCAUUUGCAAAAUUCUCAACAAUGGAAUCACAAUUUGGUGAAAAUUCGCUUGAUUACUCGUAUUAUUCGACUUUGAUUAUUACCUUGCUUUUGAAUUGUGAAUCUGACGAUUGGUCAGACAUUUAAAUCUCUUGAGCCGUCAAUCCAGUUCUUCUGUCUCUCGACUAUUGAUAACAUGGCUUGGGCUUUUUCGUUUCGUUAUUAUUGUGUUAGAACGAUAAAGUGAUCUGUACUAA